Messenger RNA from Striga hermonthica, 3732 nucleotides. The record is from the annotation of a GenBank genome assembly. Lineage: Eukaryota; Viridiplantae; Streptophyta; Magnoliopsida; Lamiales; Orobanchaceae.
AUGGGUUUCGAUAUAGAAUGCAUAAUCAACAUUCAAACUUAUCCUGGGGAAUACUUCUGUCCUGUUUGUCGUACACUCGUGUAUCCAAGUGAAGCAUUUCAGACCCAAUGUCGUCACCUGUACUGCAAACCGUGCUUGGAAUACAUUGCUAAUGGCAGUAAGACCUGCCCUUAUGAUGAAUUUAUGGUGACUGAGUCGGAUUCUAAGCCAUUAAUGGAUUCCGAUAAAGCACUAGCUGAAAAUAUCGGCAAAGUUAAGGUGCGAUGUCUCUACUUCCGGAGUGGAUGCCCAUGGGAAGGGCCUCUUUCUGACUGCACUGCCCAUUGUUCUGGCUGUACGUUUGGAAACUCGCCUGUAAUAUGCAACAGAUGUGGUAUCCAAAUCGUGCAUCGCCAAGUACACGAUCAUGCUAAGAGUUGUCUUGGUACACACGAAGGGCAACAAGCAGCUGGGGAUGUUUCGUCCGUUGCUAAGUCUGGAACAAUCUCGUCUACUGCUGAUGUGAAUCAUCAGGCUGCUGUUCAAUCUGGACCUCCAGUUUCCCAGGCCCAGAAUCCCCAAAAUGCCCCUGCUGCUACUCCUUUACCUGGGCAAAACAACGUUCAGCCUCAGGGAAGUGCUGCCUUUCAGUCCCCAGCUGUUGCUCCUGUUGCUGCUGUGCCUACACACGAGCAGUGGUAUCAACAACAAUAUCAGCAGUAUUAUCAGCAGUAUGCUGCGGGAUAUGACCCCUAUCAACAGCCCAAUCAGCAGUAUUAUUCUCUUCAGCAACAGCCCGUUCAGCAGUACCAGCAGCAUCCGGCUCAAGUUCAUGGUCAAUACCAAUCUCAUGUAUACACUCAGCCCCAGCAACAGUCAUAUCCUGUUCCUCAGGCCCCACAACAGCCUUAUACCCCACAAGCCCAAGCACAAGCCCAAGCCCAAGCCCAAGCCCAAGCCCAAGCUCAUACACUUCCUCAAGCUCAGCCCAAUGUGGCACUUCAAUCUCAAGGCCAGGCCCAAGCCCAGGCCCAGUUAUAUGCGCCUCCGAAUCAAACUUCCGUACCGAACUAUCAAACCAAUCCGCAGCAACAAACUCAUCCUCAAUUUCGGCCCCACACUCAGAUUCCCCCGCAGACACUACCACCACCACCUCCUCAGACUCAGCCCACUCACCCACAACAGCCAUAUGGGCCUCCGAAUCAAACUGUUGGUUUGCGGCCCACUUCCCAACAUAAUCAAUACCAGCAACCUCCUCCAAUGCAAAUGCAUUAUCCUCAACCUCCUCAAGCACAUUCACAACAACCUCAAAUGCAGUCCCAACCCCAAGCACAAGUCCUAACUCAACCGGCCCAAUCUACAAGCCAGUUGCUUAGUCAAAUCCAACCACAACCACAAGCACAACCUUAUCUUACUCAGUCCCAACCUCAACCUCCUGUUUUCCCUCAAGUCAACAACCAGUCAGCUCCUGCUGCCCUGCCACAGGCUCCUCAUCAGCCAGUUCCUCCUGUUAGUGGGCACCAGUCCUAUAUAAAUCCUCAGCUUCCCCAAAAGAUGCAUACAGGAGUCCCGCAGCAACCCCCGAUGAACCCACAGUCUGCAAGUGGUUCACAACAUCCAAUUCAAUUACAUGGUCAAAUACCGCAACAACAUGCACAGAUGCAGCCACCUAUUCAUGGAUCAGUGCCUCAACAUCCACCAACAAUGUUGGCACCACAUAAUCACCAGUUUCCACCUUAUCCCCAACAUCGUCCUCUCACGCAGCCAGCUGUACAGCCGCUGCCUCAGAAUUACACUCAACAGCAGCAGCCCUUGUUUUCUCAUCAGACGGGACAUCUUAUGCCACAACAGUCCAUGCAAAUGCAGAUGCACCCAUCAGGUCCUCCUCCUGGCCCGCAGCCUCAAAAUUUUGUUGGGAGGCCACUAAUGCCAAACCAGGGGAUACAUUCUCAAAACCAUCCUUAUCCAUCCAAUCAGGUUGGUGGCUCAAAUCACCCUGGACCUGCUCAACUCCCUUCAGCUCAGACUCCUGUAAAUCAAAAUUAUGCAAAAUCUACUGUGCUGGAGCCAAAUGCUACUACCCAAGAAACUAUAUCCGCGUCGAAGGUAGUGGUUGAAAAGGUAGGUGAGCCCCUGAAUGAGGAAAAAGUAGUCGCUGGGCAAAAUGGGGUCGUUGUCAAGGACAGGGAGAGAGAUGCAGGUGUAAAUAAGUCUAUUAAGGAAGAUGAGAAUCAUGUUCAGAGUGCAGUGGAGCAAGCAACUGAUGGGAAAUCCUUUGAAGAUGGAGCUGAAGAAGUUGGCUUGAAGAAAGAGGGGAAAGAAUCUGAUUUGUUGAAACAAAUGGACCUUGAGAAUCAAAAGUCGAUGUCGGCAAAUGAAGUUGGGACAGGUCCAUCCUCAACCAACUUGGUUGAGCAACCUCACACUGCUUUGCCUGCAUCUGGUGCUGAAGGGCAUGUAUUACCCCCUCAUGCUCAUGGUUCCCAACAGCAAAGGCCUCAAGGUCCACUUCUCUCGACUGAAGAAAGGGUGUCUGGUAAUUUUGGCCCUCCUAAUAACUUUAAACGUCAGCCUGAUUCACAAGGACCUGGACUUACUGAUCAACGAGGGAUCAUGGGAAGAGCUCCACCUCUACAUUUGGAGGGUUAUGGCCCUCAACAUGUGGGUAGGUCAAGUGAAGUUCCAAAUGAUCACCUGUCUGGUGCUGGUGAGAGGACUUUUUUUUCUAAAACUCGUGCAGAUGAGUUAAGUUCGUUCAGAAUGAAUGGGUAUGCAGCUGCCGAUCCCUCCAUUUCUGGAUCUAGGGAUGAACAGAAGGCUUUAUCGAGAGACCCUUUGAAUCCAUUUCCGAGGGAACCAAUGCACAAUGUCGAUCCAGCUGCAAGGUCUUUCGAUAAAACAGCACCCCGUGGACCAAUGUAUGAUGCUGUGCCAAAUUUUGGUCACCCACAUCGUCCAUCUGGCGUCCAUGGCCAUGCAGAUGUUUUUGGACCAAGCCAUGAAUUUGACCAUCGCAUGAAUCAUUUUUCUCGUGGAAGUCCUCAUAGAAAUUAUCGUGGCUCUUCUCCACAUGGAUUUGGUGGCCGCUCCAGUUUCCCUCGCGGUACCUCAGGUUUUGAUGAUACCAAAUUUAGGGAAGCACGCAGGUUUGGUGAGGGAUCCCAACCUUUCAACCAUCCUUCUGAUCCAGCUGGUAUUCCAUUUCAUGAUGGUCGAAUGCCGCCCAUGUCUGGUCCAAUGCGAAGAGGGGACCUUGAUGGCCCAAGAAAUCCUAGGUUUGGUGAGCAUGUGGCGCCUGGACACUUCCAUAUGAAUGAUCCUGCUGGACCUGGUGCAUUUUCUGGUCGUGGACAUGCAGGAGAGUUUGGUGGUCCUGGGAAUUUUCCCCGUCUUCCUUUCAAUGAAUCUGUUAGAGGUGGCAGUCCGAACUUUUCUCAUUUUGGCGAGCCUCCCAUGAUGAACAACUAUUCUGGGUUCCAUGGUGGUGGAAGUUUUACAGGUGGCAUGGAUUCGUUUGACCACUCUAGGAAGAGGAAGCCUAUAAGCUGUGGGUGGUGUCGAAUCUGUGAGAUUGACUGUCAAUCACUGGAAGGGUUGGACUUGCAUUCGCAGACGAGGGAACACCAGAAUAUGGCUAUGGAUAUAGUCAAAAGAAUCAAGUUGCAAAACAAAAGGCAUCAGAGAAAUAAUGCUGGCCGUAAGAUGAAUGAAGGUGGAAGCAGGAGUAGGAAAAUGAGCAUGGCUGGCCGUUGA